AUGGAUGCACUGGAGAACAACACUGUCCCGGAGCAGGUACCCAGACAAGCCCCAGUCAUUCUCAUCACUGGCACUCCCGGAACCGGCAAAUCAACUCAUGCCCAGCUUCUAGUCGAGCAGGCUCCUGUUCCGCUCAAGCACAUCAAUGUCGGCGAGCUCGUCAAGGAAAAGGGCCUGCACCAAGGUUUCGACGAAGAAUGGCAGUCAUACACCGUUGACGAGGACAAAUUAUUGGACGAGCUUGAGCCGGUCGUUACGCAAGGCGGCUUUAUCCUAGAUUGGCAUACAUGCGACUUGUUCCCAGAGCGAUGGAUCGAUCUAGUUGUCGUUCUUCGAUGCGACCAUACCCAACUCUGGGAACGACUUGAGAAAAGGAACUAUCCCUUGAAUAAGAUUCAAGAAAAUAAUGAGGCGGAGAUUAUGCAAGUUGUUCUUGAUGAGGCAAGGGAAUCAUAUGCAGAAGAGAUCGUCAUUGAACUUAAAAGCGAAUCAACGGACGAUUUGGAGAGUAAUGUAGAGCGCCUCGUGGAGUGGGUGCGAGCAUGGCGGCGAAAUCAUGGUUUCAAGGAUGACGCCACCCCGCCUCAGUCUACGACAUGAAACACUUCUUGGGUAUAAUCCCUUAGAGUUUGGAUGCUCUUCACAUAAUGAAAUGAAAC
Molecule: messenger RNA, 659 nt
Organism: Fomitiporia mediterranea MF3/22
Lineage: Eukaryota; Fungi; Basidiomycota; Agaricomycetes; Hymenochaetales; Hymenochaetaceae
Product: P-loop containing nucleoside triphosphate hydrolase protein
Exons: 3
Coding region: 1-600 (199 amino acids)
Cellular component (GO): cytoplasm; nucleus
Molecular function (GO): AMP kinase activity; ATP binding; ATP hydrolysis activity
Source: RefSeq, a predicted model, not a curated record